Messenger RNA from Nicotiana attenuata, 912 nucleotides. RefSeq lists its product as uncharacterized. The transcript has 2 exons. The record is from RefSeq and is a predicted model, not a curated record. The coding region runs from base 279 to 623 and encodes 114 amino acids. NCBI's taxonomy places the organism in Eukaryota, Viridiplantae, Streptophyta, Magnoliopsida, Solanales, Solanaceae.
UUCUCUAUUCUCAUUCGCUUCCAAGGAGCUCUGGUAUUUGCACAACAUCUCCCUUCCAUAAACCCUACGACGGCUCCCCUUUCCUCCACCCCACCCCACCCCCACCCCGCCCCGCCCAACUUUACGCUAUUUCUCCCUUCAGUGACCUCUAUAGUUCUAGAAGAAUUCUUCACGAAGAUCAAGGUUUGUUCGCAGAGAAUUAACUCCAGCUAAAGCCAAGCAACAAACAUCUACGUGGUGGUUUUUGAUAGAUUCAAGUGGUAAAUCAUUGGAUAGCGAUGACUUCUCAGGAGAAAAGUGAAGGUAGUCAACAACCAGCUGCAACAGACAAGCAGUUGGAGAGUUACUCAUAUACUAAUUGGGCAGACAAGAUACAACAACAGUACCAGAAGAUCAAAGAGAAUGCAGAAACUUACCCCUAUGUUUGGGGUUCAUAUAUAGUUGUAUAUGGGGGAUUUGGUCUUUGGUUUGCCUAUAGAUGGCGAAAGCUCCGUAAAACAGAGAAUCGAGUUCGAGUCCUUCAAGAUAGACUCCGGAAACUUGUUGAUGCUGAAGCAUCAACAAGUUCUUCAUCUGCUGCCACUAGCAAGGCGCCUCCAUCUUCUGAUAUAUCAACCAAAUAGAUGGUUUUUUUAACCAUGCAAGUCUACCUCUUUCAUUUGUGCUCAAAUGGGGAGUAUUAGUUGUCAGUGAAGCUGUAAGGAUAUCACUCCUUCUGUGACAAUACGUGAUCACGAAGCCAAAGUUGGCAGUCAUAACUAAAAGUUAUGUACAUUUGUGAGGGUUGUAUUAAUUUAUUUAUUUUUAAUAAUUUUAGCUGAAUUUCGUGUUUGUGAAUUGUGAUAUAGUGGUCUACUUGAAUGAUUUGUGCAAUUGAUACAUCAUUGAUUUUAGAGAAGAAAAAUUAGAUCA